Messenger RNA from Actinia tenebrosa (Australian red waratah sea anemone), 3591 nucleotides. Its product is annotated as gamma-aminobutyric acid type B receptor subunit 2. Gene Ontology annotation, molecular function: G protein-coupled GABA receptor activity. Gene Ontology annotation, biological process: gamma-aminobutyric acid signaling pathway; G protein-coupled receptor signaling pathway. Gene Ontology annotation, cellular component: G protein-coupled receptor heterodimeric complex; membrane. The record is from RefSeq and is a predicted model, not a curated record. NCBI's taxonomy places the organism in Eukaryota, Metazoa, Cnidaria, Anthozoa, Actiniaria, Actiniidae.
UCGAAGGACAACGACAGCAAUCGCAUCCACUGAAACAAACUCAACAAAGCGUAGUAGUUUCUGCCAUAGUUUAAAAUUUAAGGAGAAAACUUCAAAAAUUCGCGUUAUUCUAUAAAGAUGAAAACUUUUGUCACAUUCCUAGGUAUCUUCAUUGUCUUGGUAACGUCCGCAGACGCUUCAGUGAGGAAUGUAACUCUUGGUGGUUUGAUUCCUUUGACUGGAACGACCUCUGUAGACCAGGGCCACCAAUCUUUGGUUGUUCUUCCAGUUUUACGCAUGGCGUUAGAAGAAAUCAACCAACGAAGCGAUAUUCUGGCUGGUUAUGAGCUCAAGUUGUACUUCAAUGACACCAAGUGUAGCCCUGGUUACGGGUCACGUGUUCUCUUCGAUAUGAUUGACAGUCAACCCAACAAAGUGGCGGUGCUCGGGCCAGGCUGUUCAUCGGUGUCGGAAAGACUCGUGGAUGUAUCGAGUACUUGGAAUAUCAUCAUGGUAACCUAUAUCAAGUCGACGUUCAGUGCCACGCAGAAUGCUAAGCGAAAUUUUUUCACCACGAUGACGUCAGAUGGUAGUCUGAAUGACGCAUGCGUAGCUCUGAUGAUGAAAUUCCAAUGGCGUCGAGUGGCUUUGAUAAGACAGCAAGGGAUCGUGUAUUCUAGGGCGUUUAAUGACUUACAAGAAAAGCUGAAAAAAUCCGGUAUACAAGUGAUCACGUCGGAGACAUUUAGUGACAAAUCUGCAGAACAUUUGGAAGAAAUAAAGGCCAAGCAAGCCAGGAUAAUUGUUGGAAAAUUUAACCAAAAACAUGCAAGACAAGUCUUUUGUCAGGCAUACAAACUUCGUCAAUAUGGCCAACAGUAUGCCUGGAUACUUCUGGAUGGUUACGAUGACGACUGGUGGAAGAAAGAAGACAAAGAUGUCCCUUGCACACAACAGGAGCUACAGAAAGGUUUUGAAGGAGUCAUUAUCCUCACAAAUCUUGGAAUCAGGCUUGACCGUCACACCAGUACAAUCUCUGGCAUGACUUCCCAGGAAUUUAUUCAAAAAUACGAAGCAGAAUCCAAGCAAUCAGCCAAUGAGGGUCAAGCAGGUCAAGCAGGUUUUGCCUACGAUGCCGCCUGGGCAUUGGCUCUUGCACUUAACCAAUCAGAGACAGUGCUGUCAAAACGUAACGAAUCUCUUGGUAAUUUUACUUAUGAGAAAAGUAAAAUAGCAAACACUAUCAAAGAUUCUUUACUGGGAAUUCACUUUGAAGGAGUUACGGGUUUGAUUAACUUCACCUCCAAUGGAGAGCGCAUUGGGUACAUCGGGAUCAAUCAAAUCCAAGGAGGAGAACGAAAACUGGCGUCGGUCUACACAGCGCAUAAUCAAACCCUCCUCACCAUGAAUCCAGGUUUCUCUUGGAGUAACAAAAAUCCCCCACUGGACCACCCCCAAGUCAGGAUUAUAUUCAUGGCGAUUUCUCCAGCUCUUUACGGUGUCAUGGCAACCAUAUCCGUCAUCUGUAUCAUGGUUGCUGUUGGGUUUCUUGUGUUCAACAUCAAAUUUAGUCACUGCAAAUAUCUUAAGAUGUCUUCUCCUCGUCUUAAUGAUGCCAUUCUUGUUGGCUGUAUAUUCAUGUAUCUAUCAGUCUUCUUGCUUGGCCUCGAUGGAAGCGCAGUACCAUCUGCGCACGUGGGAGGCAUAUGCCAGGUUCGAGUGUGGUUUGCUUGUCUUGGUUUUACCAUCGCCUUCGGAGCCAUGUUCGCCAAGACGUGGAGAGUUUAUGUGAUUUUUACUAACGCCAAGCUAAGAAAAAAGGUUAUUCAUGACGAGAAGCUUUUCUUGAUGGUUGGUGCACUGUUGUUCGUUGAUAUCAUUGUUCUUGGUCUUUGGUCAGGACUUGACCCGCUACAAAGAAAAAUAGAGAAUGGGACUUUGAAGCAUGGAAGUGACAUGGAUGAACUCCAACAAUGGGAACAGUGCGAAUGUACCUAUUUUAACAUCUGGCGAGGAAUAAUCUACUCAUCCAAAGGUCUUCUUCUGGUAUUUGGUCUCUUCCUGGCCUGGGAAACAAGACACGUCAACAUCCCUGCCUUGAACGACUCGCACUAUAUCUGCAUGUCAGUCUAUAACGUGGUGUUACUCACUGCCAUCGGGGUGCCUCUGACGUUCGUCAUCAGGAAUAACCAGAAUGCGUCCUUCGCCUUGGCUGCAGUGGUGGUACUGUACUGUACCACGGUUACCAUGUGCCUGGUCUUUAUACCCAAGCUUAUUGCGGUAAAGCGCGACCCAGAGAUCCUGAACUCUUUAGGCGGGACAAGCGUUGGUACAAGUCAGGGGGGUGCCGAGUCCAGCGCUUCACAGGACAAAUACAUUGGGGGACCAAAGUACAUAGCACUGACUGCUGAGAACGCUAACCUGAAAAAGCAUAUACAAGAGAAAGAAGAGCAAAUAACAGCCCUAGAGUCUCGCCUAUGUAAGGCUGGUGUACCAGCAGAAAGAGUUAAGAAAAUAGCUCAAGCAUUCAAGACGUCGACAGCUACACAUCUUUCCCCUUCAAUGAGUGCUCUUGGAGAAGCAAGGGAGAGUAUUCAUAUCGAAUUGAACAAAAACAAGGCCAAAGAAGCAGAAACGAGAACAGAAGGAAAAGGAAUGGUGGAAGAGAAAAGAGAUGGUGAUGCUAGCAAAGGUGUUUACGACGAUACACGGAGCUUUGAUGGCGUGGAAAAGAUUGCCGAAGCAGAGCGUAAGACGGAGGACUUACCAAGUCCUAGACAGCGCUACCCAUCGACCUCCAACAUUGAAACACGAACAUGCCACAAGGAAGACUUGUCUAAGAAGAACUCACUUCCGAAUCACAAAUACACCACCUCUGGUAAUGCACCUAGAAAUGACGUAAAAUCGUACGUCAUUGAAAGCUACGAAAACCCUGCAGUCAAGAAUGACAUCAUAGGCGAUGUAAUAAGGAAGGAAGCUAGGAGUGAAACAGAUCCCGAGAGUAUUACCUGUGGGAUGCCUGCAGAAAUCCGCCCAGCUCCCUCCCCAAGACUCAUGUACAAGGCAGCUGAUGUUGUAGGGGGGAGUGAACAGACUGGGAAAGAUGACAGAGGAAAAGUUGUGUUGGCGAGUAAGAUGGGUAAAGGAGAAACGUUUUUCCAGCUUCGGAUGGCCAGAGCAGGGUCUGUUGGUGAAGCUAAUGUUGCUAAAGGUGCCGUUGGUCUUGUGGAGUAUAAUUUUCAAGAUAUCCAAGAUGUUUAGUCAGUACAUGGUCAAUGGGCCUUUCAGGAGUUGUAGAAAUGCUUCAAAAACAAUAUAAUUUUGAAAAUUAACAUGACAAUGAAGGUUUCCUAUCACUUUUUGUGAUCAGCAAGCAAAAACGAUGCCAUAUAAGUAUUAAAAGCAUCCCCUAAAAUAGCCACGAUACAACAUGUUCUGCAACUCAAGAAAGGCUAAUAGUACUCUUAUCUUACACAUUCAAGUACUCAUAAAUAUUGGUGUCAUUAUUUCUUCUGUAUACAGCAGGGCUUAAAAUAAUGACUAGACAUUACUCAACGUCCAUCCAGAAUUGGAAGUUGUCCCAUCAAAUCUUUACCUUGCUGGUCAUUUUGA